GUGCGGUGGUAAUGUAUUCGGUUACGACUGCAGCCAUGGUUAUCACUAUCUUCGGAAACUUGGUUAUAAUGAUUUCCAUCUCUCAUUUCAAACAGCUUCACUCUCCCACAAACUUUCUGAUCCUCUCCAUGGCAACCACAGACUUUCUGCUGGGUUUUGUCAUUAUGCCAUACAGCACGGUGCGAUCAGUGCAGAGCUGCUGGUAUUUUGGGGAUGGCUUUUGUAAAUUCCACACAAGCUUUGACAUGAUGCUGAGCCUAACCUCCAUUUUCCAUCUCUGUUCCAUUGCUAUUGAUCGAUUUUAUGCUGUAUGUUACCCUUUACACUACAGGACCACAAUGACCAUCUCCAUGAUAAAGCGACUGCUAGCAUUUCGCCGGACGGCCCCUGCUUUCUUUUCCUUCUGUUUAGUUCUGUCUGAGGCUAAUGUUUCUGGUAUGCAGAGUUAUGAGAUUCUUGUUGCUUGCUUCAAAUUCUGUGCACUUACUCACAACAAAUUUGGGGGGACAAUAUUGUUCACUACAUGCUUUUUUACUCCAGGCUCUAUCAUGGUUGGUAUUUAUAGGAAAAUCUUUAUCGUUUCCAAACGACAUGCUCGGGUCAUCAGCAACAAGCCUGAAAACAAAGGGGGAAGAGAAAAAAACCUAUCCAAGAAAAAGGACAGCAAAGCAGCUAAGACCCUGGGUAUAGUAGUGGGAGUGUUUCUAGCUUGCUGGUUGCCUUGUUUUCUUGCUGUUUUGAUUGACCCGUAUUUAGACUACUCCACUCCCAUAAUAGUACUUGAUCUUCUAGUGUGGCUUGGAUACUUCAACUCCACUUACAACCCCCUCAUUCAUGGAUUUUUUUAUCCAUGGUUUUGGAAAGCUCUUAAGCACAUAGUAUCAGGAAAAAUAUUUAGCUCUCAUUCAGAAACUGCAGAUCUGUUUGCUGAAGCACAUUAAUAAAAGAUCAUUACAAAAGUGAAUCAAAUAUUGAAAAUGACAGGUAUUAUUUUGACCUGUCUCAUAUGACUGACAUCCCCACAUCACUGCAAAUAUUAUACCAUUAAAU
Trichechus manatus latirostris (Florida manatee) is the source of this 1050-nucleotide messenger RNA. RefSeq names its product trace amine-associated receptor 3-like. Lineage: Eukaryota; Metazoa; Chordata; Mammalia; Sirenia; Trichechidae. The record is from RefSeq and is a predicted model, not a curated record. Gene Ontology annotation, biological process: G protein-coupled receptor signaling pathway. Gene Ontology annotation, cellular component: membrane. Gene Ontology annotation, molecular function: trace-amine receptor activity.